Molecule: messenger RNA, 1483 nt
Organism: Cicer arietinum (chickpea)
Lineage: Eukaryota; Viridiplantae; Streptophyta; Magnoliopsida; Fabales; Fabaceae
Product: F-box protein At1g67340-like
Molecular function (GO): protein binding
Source: RefSeq, a predicted model, not a curated record
CUGUCGUUGUAAUGAAGGGAUUCUGAUUCAUUACCCUCUCAUACUAUACUAUAUAACAACCCUUCCCUUUGCUUUUACCCUCUUCUUUAUUUAUCUUAAGUCUUGUAAUAUUCUAUUAUUAUGCGAACUAGGACAGGUUUGUGUUAUCCUCAAAACAUGUCUUCUAACUCUUUUCUUAGCCGGAAAAAGCAGAAAACAAUGCCGGAAAAACCACCCGGAGUUUCUGACUUGUUUGAAUCUCUUCCCGAUGACCUUGUCCUCUCUAUCCUCGGAAAGCUUAGCUCCACCGCAAAUUCUCCCUCUGAUUUCAUCACUGUUUUAAUCACGUGCAAAAGACUCAAAUCUUUAGGUCUUAGCUCUAUUGUUUUGUCGAAAGCAUCCAACAAAACAUUAUCAGUUAAAGCUAAAAAUUGGUGUGACUCUGCUCAUCGAUUUCUCAAACGAUGUGUUGAUGCUGGAAACACUGAAGCGUGUUACACUCUCGGAAUGGUAAGAACUAAAAAUAAAAUUGUUAUUUUAGUUUUUUUACCUGCAUACAAACGAAAGAUCGGCCACAUCGACGGUUUACGUGAGCUAGGUCAUUGUUUACAAGACGGUUACGGCGUUAAACAGAACGUUAUUGAAGGACGGCGGUUUUUAGUUCAAGCUAACGCCCGUGAACUAGCUGCCGUUUUGUCUAACGGGAACAGUAAACAGCCGUUGCUUACGUGGAGCAUUAACCCGAACCAGCCACCUCAACCUCAGGUUCGGGCUAUUGCUGGUUCGGGUUGUCCGUUGCUAAGUGAUUUUGGAUGUAACGUUCCGGCUCCAGAGGCUCACCCGGCUAGUAAGUUUAUGACUGAGUGGUUUGCUAUUCGAGGCGGGUUUCCGGGUUCGGGUAUGAGGUUAUGUUCGCAUUCGGGUUGCGGGCGACCCGAGACAAGGAAGCACGAGUUUCGAAGGUGUUCGGUUUGUGGUGCGGUUAAUUAUUGUUCACGCGCUUGUCAAGCGCUUGAUUGGAAGUUUCGACAUAAGGUGGAGUGUGCGCCCGUAGAGAGGUGGUUAGAUGAGGAGGUUAACGGCGCCGGUGAGGUUAACGGCGCCGUUAACGUUGAAGAGGUUGUUGUGGUUAAUAGAUAGACGGUUUUCGAACCGUUAACGGUGUCGGUAACAGAAGACUUUUUGGAAGUUUCAAUUGGACUCUAUUUUUGGCAUAGGAUACUGAAAUAUGGAAAAAAGAAAAAUAUUUAUUGUAUCUCAUUUAUUUAUUACUGUGGCGUUGCAAAAGUGCAAACUCCUAUGGUAGAGUGGUCUCUCUGUUACUUUUACUUUUUUUUUUUUUUUUUUUGUAUAUAAGAAAACUUUUAAUUCUCCCGAAAAGAAAAAUGAAGGGGAUGUUGUUUGUUUUAUUUUCCUUUUUAGUUUUGAUGAAAGCAACUAUCAUUAUUAGUUAAUUUCGGUGAUUAAAAUAUGAACUUUUUAAAGUUCAUGAAUUUCCCAUCAA